This is a messenger RNA of Fomitopsis serialis, 1900 nucleotides long. RefSeq lists its product as uncharacterized. The coding region runs from base 26 to 1900 and encodes 624 amino acids. Gene Ontology annotation, molecular function: 5'-flap endonuclease activity; crossover junction DNA endonuclease activity. The record is from RefSeq and is a predicted model, not a curated record. The transcript has 5 exons. Lineage: Eukaryota; Fungi; Basidiomycota; Agaricomycetes; Polyporales; Fomitopsidaceae.
CUUCUCUUCCGUCGUCUAACAUGCAAUGGGAGUGCAAGGACUAUGGGAUGUCCUCAGCACGGCUGGACAGUCGCGUUCGCUGGCGCACCUCGCAGUCGUAGACGGCUUUGAAACGAACAUUUCCGGACGCAGGGCCUACCGAGUUGGCAUUGAUGCUAGCAUUUGGUACCAACACGCGAUGCAUACUCCCAAGAAGGGUGCAAAUCCCGAGCUCCGGCUGCUGUUCUUUCGACUGCUCAAGCUAUGCCAAGUGCCGUUCAUCCCUCUCUUUGUAUUUGACGGCCGUGAAAGACCGCAGAUCAAACGUGGAAGCAAGAAGGGCAAGAGCGGCUCUCAUGCCCUAACGAAUGGAUUCAAGAAACUUUUGGAGGGGUUCGGAAUGGAGUGGCGAAUGGCAUUAGGAGAGGCGGAGGCGGAGCUCGCUUACCUGAACCGGGUCGGCGUAAUAGAUGCAGUGUUGACAGACGACGCGGAUACCUUCAUAUUCGGUGCUAAGAUCAUUAUUCGCAAUGCGAGCCUCAAUCUUACGGGCAACCGGGCCAAUCCUGCCACUGACCUGAAUGGAAAGACCAGCAAAUACCACGUUAUGACGUUUUCUGCGGAGUCAAUUCGCAUGCACCCGGAGAUACAAAUGACAAGAGGUGGUCUCGUCCUCUUUGCCCUUGUGUCUGGUGGUGACUACGACAACGGACUCAAGAACUUCGGCCCUCAAGUAGCCCACUGUCUAGCAAGGCUGGGCUUCGGUGACCAACUUAUCGCGGAGUACGAGCGGUGUCAAGGUCGCAACAUGGAAGCCUUCCUCUCACGUUGGCGUGCAGACAUGAACACAGAGUUGCACACCAAUGCCCAUAACCUACUACGCCACAAGAUGCCCGCACUCACCAUUCCACCGACGUUCCCGGACAUGGAAGUCCUGCGAUGCUAUGUGAAUCCGGUCUGCAGCGUAAGCGCCGGAAGGCAAGGCGGCGGGAAUUUACGGGACAACGGCGACCUGAGCAUACCAAGGAUCGCUACGUUCUGCGAAGAUCAUUUCGACGAAUGGGGACAUCGCUCGGCCAUUCUCAAACGCUUCCGCGCCAUCUUGUGGGAUGCAGCUGUCAUGCGUGUCCUUCGGCGCGCUGCACUUGAGGCGGACGAGAAGGAGGAAAACAAGCGUAUUGCUGCCGGGCGGAUGGACACGGCCAUACGUGGACCACUAGAGCCUUCAAUUGCAGAAGAAGUGGGAACGACGGCGUACUUGAUCAAGAAAUAUCUGAGCCCGACCGAAAUAGAUAGGCGAGCUGCGGCAUUCGUCAGGCGGGACGAACCAGCACCUGCCGCGCCCGAACCACUGCUAGACGACAAUCCUCUCAUCAAAAAGAUAGUGGGCGCCCGUCGACAUGUCUCUACAGACAAUAUCUUCGAAUACCGCGUCGAAGUCGACCCCACACAACUGGUCAGGCUUGCGCAGUCAGGUAUCAAGGGGAAGCACCGGGAACCACAAGAGGGCAACGACGACGCCGAUGACGAAGACUUCCCAGAUCUUCUAGAAUUCUUCGACAGCUCCCAAGGCGGUUCCCAGUCGAAAAAGUCGGGCCCGAAGAACCCACCGCCAGAGCCAUGUAGCAUCAAACGGAUAUGGGUGCCAGCAUCUAUCAUGCGCCAGGUCCACCCGAGGCUCGUGGAAGAGUUCAAGACCGCCGCGGCGACGAAGCAGACCAAGAAGACAGGUAGCAAGCGCAAGAGACAGGAGGAUAUCGAGCCGGACGAAGGCAGCGAGGCAGAGGAGAUCGCUCCCCCGCAGCUUCGCCCAGCAAACGAGCGAAGGAGACGGCGGUGCCUGCACCCGGUGAUCGUGUCAUCCAGCAAAACAGAGACCUGCCAUCCACCUCGGCUCGAGGGGGACGCUCAGCGGGGAUAG